Messenger RNA from Puccinia graminis f. sp. tritici CRL 75-36-700-3, 402 nucleotides. RefSeq lists its product as uncharacterized. The transcript has 3 exons. The record is from RefSeq and is a predicted model, not a curated record. Bases 1 to 402 code for a protein of 133 amino acids. Lineage: Eukaryota; Fungi; Basidiomycota; Pucciniomycetes; Pucciniales; Pucciniaceae.
AUGAAGCGUGAUCAGUUUUGGGAGCAUGCGGCCAAACAUUUCAAUGAAAACUCACCUGGAGGUCACCGAGAAGGAAAAGAUCUUUCAACUCGGUGGGCCAAGCUCCUGGCAGCUGUGACGAAAUUUUGCGGGAUAUACGCAUCCAUCAAGCGCAACCCACCGUCUGGAAGCGAGACACUCGAUUGGCUUAGUCAGGCAAAGACACUCUUCUUGGAUCAAACUGGAAAGCCGUUUGUCUUCGAGAGUGCGUGGAUGAAGCUCCGAGAUACCCCAAAAUGGCGAAUCCUGUUGGAUAAGACACCAGCGCCGACCCUUCUUUCUUACUUUCCUGGUAGGAUGGCUGUUAUAAGCGGAGCUAACUCUGACGCCUCCAAAUCAACAGAAACUGAAAUGGGUUAUUGA